Messenger RNA from Sphaerodactylus townsendi, 912 nucleotides. It is a transcript of the gene ZSWIM7, whose product is annotated as zinc finger SWIM-type containing 7. The record is from RefSeq and is a predicted model, not a curated record. The coding region runs from base 276 to 707 and encodes 143 amino acids. The transcript has 7 exons. Gene Ontology annotation, biological process: double-strand break repair via homologous recombination. Lineage: Eukaryota; Metazoa; Chordata; Lepidosauria; Squamata; Sphaerodactylidae. Gene Ontology annotation, cellular component: Shu complex. Gene Ontology annotation, molecular function: zinc ion binding.
CCUCCUUCCCCGGCGGGUCCCCCUUCCUUGCAAGCCGCUCCCGCCACGACCCCCUGCGAUUUGGCAAGAAAAGGAGGAGGGCGUCCGUUUGGAGCAGCCUCAAGAUCCUCUGGAACAAGAUCUACCAGACCACGGCCACACAGCCCGGAAAACCCGCCACAACCAGUUGAAUCCGGCCGUUAAAGCCUUGGACAAUAUCCUGCUGCUAUGCCUUUGCCAUUCAGAUUUCCACGCAGAAGUUUAAUAGAGAAGGGGAUCCGUGAGUCGGCCUCGCGAUGGACGCCACUCUGCCAGCCGUGGCCGAGGAAUUGUUGAGAGAGAUCGAAAAAGCUUUCCAAGAGACUUCGCACGUCCCUGACGAUCUCCUCUCCGCGCUUAAAUUCAUUUUUGGGGCUUCUGCCAUCCCUGCUUUGGACUUGGUCGAUCGCCAGUCAGUCACACGGAUUGUGUCUCCUAGCGGAAGGACUGUGUAUCAGGUGCGUGGCAGCUCCGGCAAGCUCUACACUUGCUACGCCUCCUGCCACUUCUGCUCUUGUCCAGCCUUUGCCUUCUCGGUCCUGCGCAAGAGCGACAGUCUACUGUGCAAGCACCUUCUUGCCAUCUACCUAAGCCGGGCCCUGGGGACUUGCCAGGAGCUCACCGUUUCCGACAAGCAAAUGACCAGCCUCUUACUGAUGGAGGAGAUCUUCAGCAUCAGUGAGAGGUGAGGGUCAGGCUUCCCAGUCGGGGGUCUGGAUGCAGGAGAGUGGAAUCCGAACCGGGAAAGACUGGAGUCCUUGGACCACUUUUGCUUUCUUGUUGUCACUCCAGUGGCCUCCGCAAAUCGCUGGUGCAUUUGUGCCAAAUGCACUGUUUUAAGAUUUCUAUUGAGAAAAAACCCAACAACACUCAAUUAAAGUGUGCUCACCUCCA